This is a messenger RNA of Trichomonas vaginalis G3, 1065 nucleotides long. RefSeq lists its product as uncharacterized. The record is from RefSeq and is a predicted model, not a curated record. Bases 1 to 1065 code for a protein of 354 amino acids. The transcript has a single exon. Lineage: Eukaryota; Parabasalia; Trichomonadida; Trichomonadidae.
AUGCAAAUUAAAGGGGAAGAUUGGUUUAAACAUUAUGCAGGAUUUGAAGAAUAUGUUAAGGGUGUAUAUGAGAACAUGGUCCUCACAGAAAAUGAUGGAUUCUGCCAAAUUCAAUCGAAAAUUAAUGGAAAAACAUUUAAUUGCGGAAAAUUUACUAUAAGAACUAUAGACUCGUUUAAUUUAGAACCUAUUGGUAAUGGUAAAUUGCAUAUUAUAUGCGGAAAAGGAAGAUAUUCCAAAAGAAUGGAUUUAGUUGACGUUUUACAAAUGCAAAACAAUCCAGAUUUUAAUGGAGCAACAUUUUUAGCGGCUUCUAACUUCAAUUGUCUCGAAUUUCCUAGCGCCAAAUCAAGAGCAUCGCAUGGAAUUCGUUUUUACGCAGUAGAUGUUACUCAAGGUCCUACAUUAUCAAUAGCAUCAUUUGGAGCAAUAUUAUAUCGUAAUUACUUCUUGCCUUACGGAAAAACUCAAGAAAAUGUUGAUGAUGAAAUAAAUCUACUUGAUUCUACUCCAAUUUUCGUCAAUCAUGGCAAAGCAUGCUUAAGUACAGACGAAGAGAUGAAGUUAGUCGAGAAUUUUGACUUUUCCAAUGAAAAUCUUUAUAAAAUUGGAGUUCACGAAAAUGUUGAAGUUACAACAAACAGAUUGCAGCAGUUUAACUAUAUUGAUGCAAAGCCUGAUCAAUAUGUACACCAAGUAUUCGCUGCUUCCUUUGCUUUAGGCAGUUACGUCGCCAGAAAUGAAAGAAAUUUGGAAAUUUUGUCUGAAAUUUUGUUUUAUGAAUAUAAAUUGACGAUUUUAGCUGCAUGGGAGAAUUCUCUUAAAUACCCUGAUAGAGCUGGUUCUAAGAAGUGUGUGCUUACUACUCUUGGAAUGGGAGUUUUCAACAAUCCUCCAGAAAUUGUUGGAAACGCAAUUUCAAAAUGCAAAGAUUUGAUUUUAGAAAGCGGAUUAGAUGUAUAUGUUGUUUGUUUCUCUGAUAAUAACCGUGAUGGAUUCGGUGCAAUAUAUCCUCACCUCAAAGAUGCAAUAGAAUCUACUCAAGGAACUGUAAUUUAUGCUUAA